AUGAGCCAGAGGUUCACCGUGUCCAAGAGCGACGAUGUCAGGCUCCCCGUGGACAUCCAGGGGGAAGUCAACCUUCUGUUCGAGGGCGACAAGUGUUCGAGCGGAGCCGAGGCUGAAGGCGAUGAUGCAGCUGUGGCUGAAAGAGCCGAAUCGGCGGCGGCGGCGGCGGCGGCGGCGGGGGGGACGGAGGCGUGGACGUCCACGGUGGUGACGAUAAAAGGUGACAAUAACCCCAAGGAGAGCAGCCCCUUUAUCAACAGCAGCGAUGCAGCGGCCGAGAAGAGCCAGCAGUACGACGGCAAGCACAUGGCCCUGUUUGAGGAGGAAAUGGACACCAGUCCCAUGGUGUCGUCUCUGCUCAGCAGCCUGGCCAACUACUCCAACCUGCCGCAAGGGAGCAAGGAGCACGAGGAGGCCGAGAACAACGAGGCUGAGCCGUCCCGCAAGAAACCCGUCAAGGCCCCCCAGCUCGGCACUCUGAUGGGCGUCUACCUGCCCUGCAUCCAGAACAUCUUUGGCGUCAUCCUCUUCCUCAGGAUGACCUGGCUUGUCGGGAUCGGAGGGAUCAUUGGAACCUUUGUCAUCGUCUUCAUGUGCUGCACCACCACCAUGCUGACUGCCAUCUCCAUGAGCGCCAUUGCUACCAAUGGAGUGGUGCCAGCUGGAGGCUCGUACUACAUGAUAUCCCGUUCGCUGGGCCCCGAGUUUGGGGGCGCCGUGGGCAUCUGUUUCUACCUGGGGACCACUUACGCCGGAGCUAUGUACAUCCUGGGUGCCAUCGAGCUGCUCCUGAUCUACAUUGCACCCAAGGCGGCCAUUUUCCCGCUGGAGGGGCUGGAGGGCGCCGAGGCGGAAGCAGCUCUGCUAAACAACAUGCGCGUCUACGGUACCAUCCUGCUCACGUCCAUGGCCACCGUGGUGUUUGUCGGUGUCAAGUACGUCAACAAGUUGGCGCUGGUCUUCCUGGCCUGCGUCAUUCUUUCCAUCUUGGCCGUCUAUGCCGGCGUUAUCAAGACUGCCGUGGAUCCCCCCGAAUUUCCCGUUUGUUUGCUGGGCAACCGCACGCUAGUGUCCAAGUCGUUCGACGUGUGCGCCAAGACGGUGGAAACGGCCAACGGGACGGUGACCACGCAGCUGUGGCGUAUAUUUUGCGAUUCGCCCCUGCUCAACGCCACCUGCGACAAAUACUUUGUGGCCAACAACAUCACUAAGAUCCAGGGGAUCCCCGGAGUCACCAGCGGCCUCUGGACAGAGAACCUCUUUGGGACGUACUACGAGAAGGGCGAUCUGAUCGCCCGGAUCAACAUGGAGUCGGCGGAGGACGUAGACGACCCCCUGACCAACGCCAACCGCUACGUGCUGGCCGACAUCACCAGCUUCUUCACGCUGCUGGUCGGCAUCUACUUCCCUUCAGUGACAGGAAUCAUGGCCGGCUCCAACCGCUCGGGUGACCUGCGCGAUGCCCAGAAGUCCAUACCGGUGGGAACGAUCGCGGCCAUCACCACCACUUCCUUUGUCUACAUGUCCAGCGUCAUUCUGUUCGGCGCCUGCAUCGACGGCGUGGUCCUCCGAGACAAGUUUGGGGAAGGAGUCCACGGGAACUUGGUGAUCGGCACGUUGGCCUGGCCAUCGCCUUGGGUCAUUGUGAUCGGCUCCUUCUUCUCCACCUGCGGGGCCGGACUGCAGAGCCUGACGGGGGCGCCGCGUCUUCUCCAGGCCAUCGCCAAGGAUGGAAUCGUCCCCGCGCUACGGAUCUUUGGACAUGGGAAGGCCAACGGGGAGCCCACGUGGUCCUUGCUGCUAACCGCCCUCAUCUGCGAGACCGGCAUCCUCAUCGCCUCCCUGGACUCGGUGGCUCCCAUCUUGUCCAUGUUUUUCCUAAUGUGCUACAUGUUCGUCAACCUGGCCUGCGCCCUACAGACUCUACUACGGACCCCCAACUGGCGGCCCCGCUUUAAGUUCUACCACUGGACUCUCUCUUUCCUGGGUAUGAGCUUGUGUCUCACGCUCAUGUUCAUCUGCUCCUGGUACUACGCCAUUGUUGCUAUGGUGAUUGCCAGUUCCAUCUACAAGUAUAUUGAGUUUGCCGGUGCGGAGAAGGAGUGGGGUGACGGCAUUCGAGGUCUGUCCCUGAGCGCCGCACGUUACGCUCUUAUGCGUCUGGAGGAAGGUCCCCCCCACACCAAGAACUGGAGGCCCCAGCUGCUGGUGCUGGUGAGCGUGGAUGCCGAGCAGAACGUGGAACAGCCCAGGCUGCUUUCGCUCACCAACCAGUUGAAGGCGGGCAAGGGCCUGACCAUCGUGGGCACAGCCCUGGUGGGCACCUACCUGGACAAUUACGAACACAGUCAGAAGGCCGAGCAGGCGCUGCGUAAACUGAUGGAGACGGAGAAGGUGAAGGGCUUCUCUCAGGUGACCGUGUCGUCCAACCUGCGCGACGCCACCUCCCAUCUGCUCCAGGCCAGCGGCCUGGGCGGACUCAAGCAUAACGCCGUGCUGGUGUCGUGGCCGCGCAAUUGGAAACAAGGCGACGAGCAUCAGACCUGGAGGAACUUUGUCGAGUUGGUGAGAGAGACCACUGCAGCUCACCUGGCCUUGCUGGUACCUAAAAACAUUGCGGCUUUCCCAUCCAACGGCGAACGCUUCACCGAGGGCCACAUUGACGUGUGGUGGAUUGUCCAUGACGGAGGCAUGCUGAUGCUGCUUCCCUUCCUCCUGCGCCAGCACAAGGUUUGGAGGAAGUGCAAGAUGCGCAUCUUCACCGUGGCACAGAUGGACGACAACAGCAUCCAGAUGAAAAAGGACCUGACCACCUUCCUCUAUCAUCUCCGUAUCGACGCUAUGGUGGAAGUGGUGGAAAUGCACGACGGCGACAUUUCGGCAUACACCUACGAGAAGACCCUGGUCAUGGAACAACGCUCGCAGAUGCUCAAGCAGAUUAACCUGACCAAGACGGAGCGUGAGAGGGAGAUCCAGAGCAUUACUGACUCAUCCCGUGGGUCCAUUCGGCGCAAGAACCCAGCCUCUGUCACGACCCAGCUGAGUGUGAGCGAAGAACCGCCAGAGGAGAAGGAGGAGAAGCCCGAGGAGGAGGUGCAGCUCAUCCACGACAACACCACCCCGACCAGCCCCGCUACGGCUGCACCCCCACCGGCCCCGGCCGAGGUGGCCCGGAGCCCCGGGGAGCAGGUUCAAAUGACCUGGACGGAGAAGUGCGACGGCGACGCCAGCAAGCCGGCCGGCGCUGCCACACCGUGCGGCAUCAAGGACAUCUUCAACAUGAAGCCGAACCAGUCCAACGUGCGACGCAUGCACACGGCGCUGCGACUCAACGAGGCCAUCAUGAAGAAGUCCUCGGAGGCCAAGCUGGUCCUACUCAACAUGCCCGGGCCACCCAAGAACCGGACGGAUAUGGAGUUCCUUGAGGUCCUCACCGAAGGUCUCAACCGGGUCCUUCUGGUCCGCGGAGGCGGACGCGAAGUCAUCACCAUCUAUUCCUGA
This is a messenger RNA of Syngnathus typhle (broad-nosed pipefish), 3501 nucleotides long. RefSeq names its product solute carrier family 12 member 5a (gene slc12a5a). The coding region runs from base 1 to 3501 and encodes 1166 amino acids. The record is from RefSeq and is a predicted model, not a curated record. Gene Ontology annotation, cellular component: membrane. Gene Ontology annotation, biological process: cell volume homeostasis; chemical synaptic transmission; potassium ion import across plasma membrane. Gene Ontology annotation, molecular function: potassium:chloride symporter activity. NCBI's taxonomy places the organism in Eukaryota, Metazoa, Chordata, Actinopteri, Syngnathiformes, Syngnathidae. The transcript is spliced from 25 exons.